AUGUCAGCUAGAGCUCCUCCUGGUGUCGUGGAUGGAUAUGGGGAGGUGGGGAGGUGGGCAGGACAGGCAACACAGGCGCUUCAGGCGUUGAUUACGGAUGAGGUGCUGAUGAUGGAAGAUAUGCAACUCCAGUGGUGUGAAAUGCACAUGGCAGCAGCCAACAGGAAGAAGGUGGAGGCCCGUAAAAUGAGUGGAGGGUCCUCACCACCACCUUUCACUCUGGCUGAAGAGCUGGCAGUCAGCCAGAGUACAAAAAGGGCAUUUAUGGAUGGCAUUCAGGGGGCACUGGAAUCAGACCUUGAGGAUGCCAAUGGUCAUCUCUACCCUGUCUCUUGUCCUGCAGCGGGCCAGGUUGUAGCAGCACUGUGCUCCAGGGUCAGGCACCGGCAUGCCACAAGGCUGUGUGCUGAGCCCUCCCUGUAUUCCCUCUUCACCUACGACUGCGUCCCUGUGCAUGGUUCCAAUACCAUAAUCAAGUUCGCAGACUGCACCACGGUGGUAGGCCUGAUCAGAGAGGACGACAAGACGGCCUACAGAGACGAGGUUGAGCACCUGGCUGCGUGGUGCGCAGACAACAACUUGGCCCUUAACACUCAGAAGACCAAGGAGAUCAUUGUGGACUUCAGGCGUGCUAGGAGCAAAGCACACGCCCCCAUCUACAUCAACGGAGUUAUAGUGGAGCGUGUACCUAGCUUCAAACUCCUGGCUGUCACCAGCAUAGCCCUGCAAAGUCUCCAGAUUCAACCUGGACCACCUGCACGUUACAUCCUGACUACAAAGAGGAGCAGCUUUGAUAAAGAUGAAAGGGUUAGAAGAUGGACGUUUGGGAAGAGAGACAACAAUAAGCCAAACAAAACUAUUCUAGUGGUGGGAGAAACAGGCACAGGGAAAACCACUCUGAUUAACACCAUGGUUAAUUAUGUUCUUGGUGUGAGGUGGGAGGACAGAAUGUGGUUUGAGAUCACUGAAGAAGACGGGGACAGGCAGUAUAAAUCACAAACAUCUGCAAUCACUGUUUAUGAAAUAUUUCCUGAAAACAGCUCAAUCUCCCUAUCCCUUAUUGACACUCCUGGAUAUGGAGGAACAGGAGGUGUAGAGAAGGACAAGGAAAUUUCUGAAAAUUUGUUAAAAUUGUUUCAGUGUGAGAGUGGUGUUCAUGAAAUUGAUGCAGUGUGUCUUGUGGUGGCAGCAACCCAAAAACGACUCUCUGACAGACAGCGCUACAUUUUUGAUGCAGUAAUAUCCAUAUUUGGUAAAGAUAUAGAGAAGAACAUAGUGCUGAUGAUCACACAUUCAAGAAAACGAAUACACCAAACUUUACUUGCAACCAUUGAUGCUGCAAGGAUUCCAUACGCUAGAGAUGAGAGAAAAGAAGCUGUUUAUUUUGCAUUUGACAAUUGCCAGACUGAAGAUUAUGAUGAGGAAGAUGAGUCUGAACAAGAAGCUUCUUGGAAGAAAGGAAUGAAAAGGAUGGAUGAAUUCAUUGCAUUUUUGAAUACAAGGGAGUGUAGAAGCCUGCAGAUGACACAGGGGGUUAUGCGGCAGCGCAAGCAACUAGAGGCCACUGUUGACCAUUUAGAGGACCAGAUUGAGUUUAUAGAGGCCAAGCACAGAGAACUUGCUCAAACUGAGAAGGCUUUGGAGGAAAACGAGGAUAAGAUGAAGAAGAAUGAAAACUUCACCUAUGAAGUGGAGGUGUCCUACAAAGUAAAGGUUCCCAUUAAAAAUGCAUCAUGGUGGGACAGCAAGGCUACCUGUUGCACUGUGUGUAAGGAAAACUGCCAUAAGACAGGUUGCUGGUGGGUCAGUAAUCUUCAAUGGUGUGAAGUUAUGGAAAAAAAUCACUGCACUAAAUGCGAAAAGAAAUGUCAUCACACAAAGCAUGUUAAGGAAGACAAAAUAUAUGUCCUGGAAAAAAAGAAAGAAAAAAGAACAUAUGACGAACUUAAAAGAAAAUACGAAAACAGUAAAGAAGCAGUUGUCAUGAAUGUGGACAUCAUGAAAAAAAUUAAGGAAGAGUUGACAGCUGCAGAACAAGAAAAAUCAACUUUAGUUGUGGAGGCAUACCAGUACAUUAUGACAUUGUGUGAGAUUGCCUUGAAACCAGACUCUUUGUCCACUCUGCAGCAUCUUGAUUUCUUAAUUCCAAGGGUGCAGGAAAUAGGAAAAUCAGAGUGGGUUGAGAAACUUAUGGACCUGAGGAAAACUGAGCAGGAGGAAGACAGGGGUGCCUGGAAUUAUAUGAAAGGUUUUUAUAAAGCUGGGAAAAAAAAGAUCCUGGGUUGA
Messenger RNA from Chanos chanos (milkfish), 2286 nucleotides. RefSeq lists its product as uncharacterized. The transcript has 6 exons. Lineage: Eukaryota; Metazoa; Chordata; Actinopteri; Gonorynchiformes; Chanidae. The coding region runs from base 1 to 2286 and encodes 761 amino acids. The record is from RefSeq and is a predicted model, not a curated record. Gene Ontology annotation, molecular function: ATP hydrolysis activity; GTP binding.